AUGAAAAAGAAAGCGACACUAGCAGUCACGACGGCUAAAACGACUGCUUUUGAACACUUAUAUGAAGAGCUCGGGUUCAAAGGCGGGCAUAGAAAGUGGUAUAGGGUUGCCAAGAUGGGAGAGAGGAGGGCCCGUGACCUAGACCAAGUGAAGUGCAUCAAGAAUGAGAAUGGCAAAGUAUUGGUAGAAGAGGCACACAUUAGACGGAGAUGGCAAGAGUAUUUCCAUAAGAUCUUGAAUGAAGGUGGGGAUAGGGAUAUCGUGCUAGGGGAGUUAGAGCAGUCCAUGAUGUGCAGAGAUUUCAGGUACUGUAGGUUUAUAAAGGUUUUAGAGGUUCACGGGGUUAUUCGUAAGAUGAGAAAGGGAAGAGCGACGGGGCAAGACAAGAUUCCGGUGGACUUUUGGAAGACUGCAGGAGAGGUAGGUAUGGAAUGGCUAACUAUAUUGUUUAAUGUCAUAUUUAGGACGGCUAAAAUUCUAGAGGAGGGGAGGUGGAGUACUAUGGUGCCGUUGUAUAUGAACAAGGAUGAUAUUCAGAGUUGCAAUAACUAUAGGGGUAUCAAGCUUUUAAGCCCCACUAUGAAAGUUUGGGAGAGGGUGGUUGAAUUGCGGAUCAAGAAGAAUGUGUCUAUCUCUGAGAACCAAUUUGGAUUCAUGCUGGGGCGUUUGACUACAAAAGCCAUCCAUCUUGUAAGGAGAUUUUUGGAGCAAUAUAGGGACAAGAAGAGCGAAGUUCUGUGGAGAUGCUUGGCGUUAGAGAUGUACCUAUGGCCUAUAUUAGGGCUAUCCAGGACAUGUACAAUGGAAUCGAAACCCGGGUUAGGACAGUAA
Lycium barbarum (goji berry) is the source of this 831-nucleotide messenger RNA. RefSeq lists its product as uncharacterized. Lineage: Eukaryota; Viridiplantae; Streptophyta; Magnoliopsida; Solanales; Solanaceae. Bases 1 to 831 code for a protein of 276 amino acids. The record is from RefSeq and is a predicted model, not a curated record. The transcript has a single exon.